CUUACUCAGUUCAAACGCAUCUAACGCAGGAAUCGCGCGCGCGGUAGGAUGUAAUUAAAAAAAUAAAAACAAAAUUAGUGCCUUCAAUAUAUUUAAAAAAAUAAUGUGAUAUUAGUCAGUAUUUCAAACUGUGAUAUUGUGAACUUUUGUGCAAUUUUAUAUUAGAAUAAUGGGGGAACAAAAAAACGACUCGACACCGUUCAUCAAGAAUGGCAGUCAAACCAAUGGCGCGACCAUCGCCAAGACGCCGGAAAAGCCCCCCCUUAAAAAGGAUUCCAAGGCGGGGAGAGGGGUUGCCUGGAGACAAGUCCUGGCGUGUUUCCUCGCCAACCUGGGUACCAUCAACACUGGCAUGGCAUUUGGUUUCUCAGCCACUUCUCUGCCACAGAUGAAGGAUCCAAAUUCCACGGUGCACAUCAACGACGACCAGGCUGGUUGGAUAGCCAGUUUGAGCGCAGCGGGCACGCCCGUUGGCUGUAUCGUGAGCGGCUACAUGAUGGACAGCUUCGGUCGUAAGCUGACGCUGGUCCUCACAGAGGUACCUCUCAUAUGCGGCUGGCUCCUCAUCGCAGUCGCUCAGAAUGUACCCAUGAUCUAUGUUGGCAGACUCCUGGUGGGGUUCGGGUCGGGUAUGGUGGGCGCUCCAGCCAGGGUGUACACAGCUGAAGUAUCGCAGCCUCACCUGAGAGGCAUGCUGGGAGCCCUGGCUUCCGUAGGCGUCUCCACUGGCGUACUCAUCCAGUACGUGAUAGGCAGCAUGACCACUUGGAAUGUGUUGGCUGGUAUCAGCGCGUCCAUCCCCAUUCUGUCCUUCCUGACCAUGAUGUUCCUCCCGGAGACUCCCAACUACCUCCUGCAGCAAGACAAGAGGGAGAGGGCCGAGAGCUCCCUUGCUAAGCUGAGGGGAGGCUCGUGCGACCUCCAGGAGGAAAUACAGAGGAUGAUAACGUUCAAAGAGAAGAAUCAUGUCGAGCCGUUGAAGUCUCCAAAGGAAAUCUUCAAAGCUGUGAUAGCGCCUUCUGCCUUAAAGCCAUUCCUCAUCCUGGCCUUGUAUUUCCUCAUCUACCAGUGGUGUGGCAUCAACACUAUCACAUUCUAUGCUAUUGAAAUAUUUCAAGCAUCUGGAUCAACGAUGAGCAAGACAACAUUUGCGAUAUCCCUGGGUAUUGUCCGCUUAAUCUUCACCGUCGUCGGCUGCGUACUCUGCAGGAGAUUCGGACGUCGGCCGCUCACGUUUGUGUCUUCGGUUGGCUGUUCUGUGACUAUGGUGACGUUAGCAGUCUACAUGUACUUCGUGAAGGUGUGGCACGAAAAUGAACAGGAACCCGCGCUGUCCUGGCUGCCCCCCGCCUGCAUCUACCUGUUUGUGAUCUCCUGCACCAUCGGGUACCUCAUCGUGCCCUGGGUCAUGAUUGGGGAGGUCUACCCUACGCAGGUGCGAGGUGUUAUCGGAGGGAUGACGACGUGUGCCGCUCAUCUGUCAGUGUUCUCCGUGGUGAAGACGUUCCCGCAACUGCGAUCCUUGAUCGACUUCUACGGUGCCUUCGCUUUAUAUGGCGCUAUUACUAUAUUUGGCACUAUAUUCUUCUACUUCUGCCUGCCAGAGACUAAAGGAAGGACUUUACAGGAGAUUGAAGACUAUUUCUGCGGAAGAACGAAAACACUUAAAAAACAAAGUAUAACAAGCACAGCCUAGGAAUUAAUAUAAAUAUAUAAUUUAGGAAUCGAUAUACAAAUGUUGAAUUCUGAUAUUUUUAUUGAAAUAAUAUUUUUUAUGCAUUUUAGAACAGUUGAAAUAAUUUCUAUCACUCAUUCCAGUAUUAUAAAUGCAAAAGGAAUAUGUACAAAAUUUUAGAAUUCAAUCAAUUUCAAAUACCAGUGUAUAAAAUUUAUUAUAAAGUAAAAAUUGUAGAUUUUUUUGUAGAAUCUGCAUUAGAAUUAUCGAACGGAUGUUUUAAACGUAAAUAAUGGAUCGAUUGGGAAAAGAGUCUCAUAAAACGUGUUUGGAUUUAAAACUUUACCGAUUUUGGUAGAGUAACUGAUUUGGUAAACAUUUAUUUAUGAUAAUUUUGGAGCGCAGCACUACAAUGGGGUUUCGAAAUGCUAAGCAUAAUUUAAUUUGUAAAUAUUAGGUUUAUUAAAUUGCUUUUUAGUUAGAGAAUUCUUUAUUUUCAAUUGUUUAAGACCCACUCAGUGUAAUAUGACGAAAUUGUUAUAAAUUAAGUACAUUAUUGUAUUAUUAUGAUGUAAAUUGAUUCUGCAUUGUUGUUAAUUUACAAAGUGUUUGUUAGAAACACUAUGUUUUUAUUAAUUUUUUAGUCUUUUUAUUUUAAGUUUGUCUUCAUAAUAUGUCUGUAUACCUAACUACACAUCAUUUUAAUAAAAUUACUGUUUUAAUCAAAUGAUAUGGAAAAAACCGCAUCACGUCGUCAUUGAAAAAUUCACAGAACUCAAAUAUUCACACGCUUCGUCAAAUUAAUGAUCAACAGGUUUCGUCAAUAAAAUUAGGAUUUGCUAAUAAAAGAUUGCUAUUUAAAAGGCUUCUUAUAUACAAGUUUUCUACUUAGAUAUAAUAAGACUCAGCUUUUCAAAAUAGUAAUUUCUAGUCUCACUUUUCAAAAUAGUAAGUAAAUAGAUAAUUAAGAUAAUAUCAGUUAUAUUUUCUUUUUGAACAUUACAAGGAAAUAAUAAAAGCGAAGUGCCUUUAAAUGUAAAAUCAUGAUAAUAUAUCAACUAUAACAAUAUAAUAAGUGAGUUUUAGAUAUUUAAUUAGGUAUCUAUUUUAAAAAAAUGUUACCGAAAUAAAUAUUAGAAUAAAUUCAGAUUUUGGAUUUUAAGUAUUAAAAAUACGUUCUUAGUGUAAUAUAUGAAAUCCAUACUUCCAUACUAAUAUUGUAAAUGCAAAAGUCUGUCUGUUACGUUUUCACGGCUGGACCACAAGACCGAUUUUAAAGAACCCCGUUCAAACAUAGGCUACUUUUUUUCAAGAAUAAACCCCCAAUUGGCUAUAAUGAGGGGUGAAAGUUUGUAUGAAAAUCAUGUCUGUUACGCGUUUGCAGAAUAUCGUAACUAUGCGGGUGAAGCCUCGGGCUAAAGCUAGUGUUUAGUAGUUUAUAGAAACAUACAGUCCGUCAAGAAAGUGAAGAAAAUUAAUGUUGGCGCUGUCUCUUGUUGGCUGGCAACACUGCGUGUUUAUCAACCAAUCAUAACCUUCUAUUAUAUUCUUAUUCUAUUUGGUGUUGCAAUAGCAAAAAAUGUACUUCGUUAAAAAUCCGUUUUCAUUCAUUUCUUUACAGACUGUAUAUUGUCAAAUACAAAAAUGUGCCAUUUGAUAUAACGUGUUAAUAGUCAAUCUCAUAUCACCUAGCCACAAUUGUGUGAUAGGAUAUUAGGGCAUCUACACACUGCUUCAUUAUUGCAAUUGUAUGUACAUUUAAAUUUUAAGUAGGUAGUACUUAUGUAUUUAUGAAUUUUUCAUUAUUUAUUUUUUGUAGAUCGUCUAAGAAUGGACUUGUCAAUAUUGUUACAAUAGACAUAGAAUAUCAGUGAUCGACUUUCUCAAAGUUGCUAAGAAAUAUAUAUUUUUUUAUGCCAGCUUUACCUUAUGAAACAAAAUAUUAUCAUCUCACAAGUUCAAAAUAACUUGAAUUGUUUAUUUGCUCAUAUUUAUAUCAAUCGCCAGUUUAUUAAAACGUGCAAAGCAUUUAAUUUUAAGUGUUAAUGUAAGUAGUUUUUUAAAGCAUUUGUGAUAGUUACCAGGUAGAAAGCCAAGUGUUAUACAUAUCUGAUUUAGGUAAUUAAAAUGUAUUUAAUUACA
Plodia interpunctella (Indianmeal moth) is the source of this 3817-nucleotide messenger RNA. RefSeq names its product facilitated trehalose transporter Tret1-like. Gene Ontology annotation, biological process: transmembrane transport; carbohydrate transport. Gene Ontology annotation, molecular function: sugar transmembrane transporter activity. The record is from RefSeq and is a predicted model, not a curated record. Gene Ontology annotation, cellular component: membrane. The coding region runs from base 170 to 1696 and encodes 508 amino acids. NCBI's taxonomy places the organism in Eukaryota, Metazoa, Arthropoda, Insecta, Lepidoptera, Pyralidae. The transcript has 10 exons.